CUUCAGGGUGAAUGUACUUUGAAACUAUCUGAAAAUCUCACAGUGCUGUAAAGACAAGCAAGUUGCAACUGCGUGGCUGUUUUGUUUUGCGUGGGAGCUCUGCAUCUGAAAUUAACAUGCCCACUGAACUUUCUCGCGGUGUAAAAAUGGAAGACAUCAGCUCUACCUUGCCUACGAGGCUCUUGAAUAAGGGUCCAGAUUACCUACGAAAACAGAUGGAACUGGAAGGGGAGACCAGAGGAAAGCUAAGUGCAGUGGAAAGGUUAGCCGCCGACAAAGCUAAGUAUGUAAAAAGUCAGCAAGCGAUCAAUUCUAAGCAGGAGCGAACGAUAACGUCGAGUUCGGCUUCGGAAAGCGGCAGCAAUGGAUCCUGUUCGAUACAAAAUGUGAGACGCUACAUUAAUAACAAUAAUGCUGAAAACGUUGACCUUCGUAGCGCUCACAAUGUAUCCGUGACACCACCUGGAAGUGCACCUAUUGUCAGGCGCAGUAGUAGCUCGAAAAAGCAAAGACCAGACUCACUUGUGAUGUACCGACAGAAAUGUGACAAAUAUGUAAAGGAGUCCAGUAAUUACAAUUCAAAAGGGAGUCUAGUGCGGAGACUGUUUCAAAUGUCACUCAAAGACAAAUAUGUGAAUUCACCUCAGCUACAGUCUGUGCAGAAACACACUGAAAAUAAAUUCACUGGAACAGAGGAUAAGUCACAGCUGGAAAGUGAAUCAAAUACACAAGUCAACACUACCUGUGUCGACACUCAUAAACCACUGUUAGCUAUUGCCAGGGUGAAGGACACAAGCAGAAAGGGACUUGUUCGCUCACAUUCUGAUAUAAGCUCUCGAUAUUCAAAAUCUUUUGCCGACUUUGAAUUUUUCUUUAAGUACUGCGGGCUGGACACUGAUGUGAUUGAAACCUUAGGAAAAGAAAACUUUUCAGCUGUUUCAGACAGCGUUUCUUUUAAAACCCGCAGCGUGAGUGUGGCAACAUCAGAAGACGGGUUUUCAAGACACAGUGGAGACAGUGAUGGGCUUUUAGAAGAAGAGCUUAAUGAGAAAAGGAACCCAGCAACUGGGUCGUCGGUGAUAGAGCGCAAUGCCAGAAUCAUUAAAUGGCUGUACAGUUGUAAGAACGCCAAAGAAUCUGGCAAAGUAUUACGAGAACUUGAAUAAAAUGUUACACUGUUAUUACAUUGUUCAUACUUAAUAAUUUGUACUUUUAGAUUUGUAUGUUGCGCAUAUUUAUUUAUACUUUUCUGCGAUUGUAAUUAUAUAGAUAUGCGGCUUAACGUAAGGAGCUGUGCGUCAUUGAACAUGUUUUGAAGAAGUGGAAUUUGUACAAGGUUAGUCGGUGACAGAUUUAUCGAUCAUACAUACCGGCAUACCAACUAUGUGAAAACAAGUGAUUGUGGAAUUUGUUUUACCCUAAAUUAAGAAUAGUCCGCAGCGUCUGUUUUUAGAGAAUAAAUCCACUGUAUUAUUAUUUGCAGUUUUAAACAUACCGUAUGCAAUGUACAGAUACAUUUGUUGUUGUUUUUCUGUCCAUGUUCCAGCAAUGUAGUGUGCCAUAUGAUUGAUAUAUCAUAUAGGCUAUACGUUUAUAUAAUUUAAAGAGGCAGCAUCCCUUUUGCAAAGGUCGUGCAUUUUUUAUAUUAAUAUAAAUAAAUGGUUGUAUUC
Polyodon spathula (Mississippi paddlefish) is the source of this 1670-nucleotide messenger RNA. RefSeq names its product protein FAM110C-like. Lineage: Eukaryota; Metazoa; Chordata; Actinopteri; Acipenseriformes; Polyodontidae. The coding region runs from base 117 to 1166 and encodes 349 amino acids. The transcript is spliced from 2 exons. The record is from RefSeq and is a predicted model, not a curated record.